Hipposideros armiger (great roundleaf bat) is the source of this 2371-nucleotide messenger RNA. It is a transcript of the gene ECHDC1, whose product is annotated as ethylmalonyl-CoA decarboxylase 1. Gene Ontology annotation, molecular function: catalytic activity. The record is from RefSeq and is a predicted model, not a curated record. NCBI's taxonomy places the organism in Eukaryota, Metazoa, Chordata, Mammalia, Chiroptera, Hipposideridae. The transcript is spliced from 6 exons. Gene Ontology annotation, cellular component: cytosol. Gene Ontology annotation, biological process: fatty acid beta-oxidation. Bases 1132 to 2055 code for a protein of 307 amino acids.
GGAGGAAGACUUUCCUGAGAACGUGGACAGAUAGCAGCAGUUAACAUUUUCAGGAGAGUAGGGGAGGCAUCAUUUCAACGCAUUCAUUUAAAUUAGGAAUACUUGCCAGGCCCUGUGCUAAGUAGUGUUAAAAAAUAACGAAAGAAAACAAUUUCGGCGAUGCAAACAAAUGCAUUGAUUUUCAGACUGUCACGAAGCGGACAGUCUCCUUCCGGAGAACUGCAGAAUGAGGCAGAAGGCCCAGAGCUUUUGUAGGAUGAAGAAUAAAGAAAAAGAGACAGAAAAUAUCGGAUUGGUGGGGGCCACAUAGUCAGCCUAUGUUGAGAGGCCCAGAGUUGGCUUGUCUUUGAGGGGUUGGCCAACUCAAUAUAUUGCAUUUAUAGGCAAACGGAGCAUUUAUGGGAUGGCAAAUUUAUCUAGUUAUCUAAGUUUUGGUAUGUUGAUGUGCCACCCUGCACAGGAGGAACUCCAUCUUGGACCUAGAAAUUCAUUUCAACAGUAGGUGAUGUUCCCAGGGACCUGCAUAAUUUUCCUUCUCACUAGCUAUGUGUUAAAUCAUCUUGCUUAACUAAAACUUACAUCAUUUGCUUUGUGCAGCCAACUUUCCAAACAAAAAAAAAAUGUCCAACUCAUUUUUGGAAUAUGUUCUUUCAUUCUACAAUUUUUUUGAGCCUCAAUAGUACUUUUACUGCUGCACACAUACAAGAGUCACAAAUAUAAGGGAUUAAAACCACAGAUUACUUAAAUUACUUAUGUGUUGAAAAGGCUGAUAAGGACCUUGAGAGAAAAUCUAAAUCUAUGUUUCCACUCCUCCCCCCCGCCUCAUUUUCACAUGUGAGAGCCUGCUGUUUACCAACUAUCGCUCUAGGUGCUAGAGGUACAGAGUAAACUGGACAUCGGCAGAAAUAAGAGGGCUUCUGUGAAGAACUAUAACUCUCUUGGAAGAAAUAAGCCUUGAGGGAAUGAUAUAAUUUGUGAAAUGUACUGAGGGAGGAGCAUAGUAAGCAAAUCAAACAGCUGAUCUUUUCUUGAAACUUAGCUGGUGUGACCUGAAAGGGGAGUAUAUAAUAGUCAGGUGGGACACAGGCAGUGAUCAUCAGUCCAGGAAGACAAACCAGCCUGCAGAGAGGAAUGGAGUCGACACAGGAAAUGGCAGGAAGUCUUUUGAAGACAUCAUCUAUGUCUAUAAAGACAAAAUUGCUACAUCAAAUGGGAGUGUCACUUUAUAAUACAUCUCAUGGCUUCCAUGAGGAAGAAAUAAAAAAAACACUCCAGCAGUUUCCUGGUGGAUCCAUUGACCUUCAGAAGAAAGAUGAUGGCAUUGGCAUUCUUACUCUGAACAAUCCAAGUAAAAAGAAUGCCUUCUCGGGUGCCAUGAUUCUACAACUUUUGGAAAAAGUGACUGAACUGGAAAAUUGGACCGAAGGGAAAGGUCUCAUAGUUCAUGGGGCAAAAAAUACUUUCUCCUCAGGAUCUGAUCUGAAUGCUGUGAAAGCACUAGGAACUCCAGAGGAUGGAAUGGCCUUAUGUAUGUUCAUGCAAAACAUCUUAACAAGAUUUAUGAGACUUCCUUUAAUAAGUGUCGCACUGAUUCAAGGUUGGGCAUUGGGUGGAGGAGCAGAAUUUCUUACAGCGUGUGAUUUCAGAUUGAUGACUAGAGAGAGUGAGAUCAGAUUUGUUCACAAGGAGAUGGGUAUAAUACCGAGCUGGGGUGGUGCUACCCGGCUGGUUAAAAUUAUCGGCAGCAGACAAGCUCUCAAAGUGUUAAGCGGGGCCCUCAAACUGGAUUCACAAAAAGCCUUAAAGCUAGGAAUGGUCGAAGCGGUCUUGGAGUCUUCCAGUGAAACCGAGUGUCUGGAAGAGGCACAAGAGUGGCUAAAGCAGUUUACCGAAGGUCCACCAGAAGUAAUCAGAGCUUUGAAAACAUGUAUUUCUGCAAGCAGAGAGCUUGGUUUAGAGGAGGCAUUACAGACUGAAAGAGAUCUUUUAGGAACAGUUUGGGGGGGACCUGCAAAUUUAGAAGCUAUUGCUAGAAAAGGAAAAUUUUGUAAGUAGUUUUUAAAUUUGAUGUACAACUCCAACAAUUAAUAUGUCAAGUUAAAUGAUAUUAGAGUGUCAGAAUUCCUUUGAAGGGUACUAGUAUUUGGUUGCUUUUUAGUAAUUUUUUGAAUUCCUAAAAUCAUUGGCAGUUUUCAGAAACCUCUCCCUUACCUGCGGGGAAUCUGUUCCAUGACCCCCAGUGGAUACCUGAAACCGAGGAUAGUACUGAAUGCUGUGUAUAGUUUUUCCCUUUACUUACAUACCUUUUGCUAAAGUUUGAUUUAUAAAUUACAUACAGUAAGAGAUUAAUAAUAAAACAAUUAUAACAAUA